AUGAAGAUUGGCACACAUAACGGUUAUUUCCACGCGGAUGAAGCCCUGGCGAUUUAUAUGCUGAGGCUCUUGCCGGAAUACAAAAACGCGGAGGUAGUGAGAACAAGAGAUCCCGCAGUUCUGGACAACUGCGAAAUCAUAGUGGACGUAGGAGGAGUCUACGAAAGAGAUAAUGAGGAUUCAGAUCCCUCGAAGCACAGGUACGAUCACCACCAAAGGGAGUUCAACGACCACUUCGACGAAGAGCACAAGGUGACGAAGCUGAGCUCAGCAGGACUGGUGUACAAGCACUUCGCAAAAAGAAUUUUCAAGGAGGUGUACAACGUCAGCGACGAUGAGACAGUGGAGUACCUGUACACCACGAUCUACGACAGGUUCAUAGAGUCGAUGGACGCAAACGACAACGGAGUAGCACUGAGCGACGGGGAGCUUAAGUACAAAAUAAGCACGGACCUGCCAAACAGAGUGUCACGCCUGAACCCAUCGUGGAAGGACAAAGAAGUGAAGGACGUAGACGAGAGGUUCAUGAAGGCAGUAGAACUUACGGGGCAAGAUUUCGAUUACUUUGUGAGCAACGAACUGAACGUCAUACUUCCCGCAAAAACGCACCUGGAAAAGGCACUGGAAAAGAGGUUUGAAACACACAAGUCGGGGAAAGUGAUAGAGAUGAUAAAGUCGUGUCCAUUCUCAGGCUUCCUCUACAAACACGAGGAUGAGCACGGCUUGAAUGACAAGGACAGAGUGCUGUAUUACCUAACAUUCGACGAAUCAUCGAAUCAAUGGUUAGAAGGAAGAGGAAAUGAUCAAGUGUGUAGGAGGUCCACCUGUAUCAAGGAAAAGGGAACACAGUUUAAGUCUAGGUUGCCAUUUCCAGAGCACCUGAGAGGGCUCCGAGAUGAGAAUCUGGAGAAGGCAUCGGGAAUCCCAGGACUGACGUUCAUCCACGCAACAGGGUUUACAUGUGGAGGGAAAACGAAGGUAAAAUAA
Messenger RNA from Theileria orientalis strain Shintoku, 987 nucleotides. RefSeq lists its product as uncharacterized. The transcript is spliced from 7 exons. Bases 1 to 987 code for a protein of 328 amino acids. The record is from RefSeq and is a predicted model, not a curated record. Lineage: Eukaryota; Apicomplexa; Aconoidasida; Piroplasmida; Theileriidae. Gene Ontology annotation, cellular component: cytoplasm; nucleus.